AUGGCCGUGGUGGCUCAAUUCCAAACCUUUACUCCGCUGGGCUCGAACGGACUCACCUAUAGUAUCCAUAUUCCCGCUGCCACUGCCAUCUCCAAAACCGGGCCCAUAUAUUUUCAAAUGAAUUCCACUCGCCGGAUAGAGUGGUUUGCGUUGGGCCAGGGAGACCAUAUGGCGGGGGCCAACAUGUUCGUGGCUUAUACAUAUGGCGAUAAUGUGACGGUUUCCCCACGGUCCAGUACGGGACAUACCCAGCCCCUGUAUAACCCUGCGGCGCAGAUUACGGUCAUGAAUGAUAGCGGGGUCCACGGGUCUAUGAUAACGGCAAAUAUCAGGUGUGACAGCUGUAUCAAUUGGGGGUCUGGCAGCAUGAAUAUGACUAGCUCGAGCAGUUCAUGGAUCUGGGCAGUUCGAUAUGGGAUGCCGCUGAAAUCACGUAGUUUGUCGGCAAACAUUCUUAUGCAUGAUGUGUUGGGCGUUGAAACAGUGGAAUUGAUGAAAGCCACCGGAGAGACCAGCGUGAAUCCCUUUGCCGACAUCGUCAGCACCAGCGCUAAUGCCAAUGCCGACUAUCCAUUUCCAGAGGCUGUCUUUCAUGGGAAAAAAAUUGCUCAUGGGGUGCUCAUGGUGGUUGCCUUUAUCAUCCUGUUCCCUUUUUCCGCGCUACUUCUUCAUCUGUCUUCGGCAUCCAACACUGUGACUAUUCACGGGGGUCUACAGCUGUUUGCACUUGUUGUUUCCAUCGCAGGACUUGGUCUGGGAGUCUCAAUGGCCCAGCAAAUCCACAACUUAGUGCACUACCAUAUUAUCAUUGGGAUCGUGGUGAUUGCCGGAUUGGUUCUAUUCCAGCCUGCCAUGGGCCUCCUACAGCAUCGGUUCUUUCGUAAAACUGGCGGAAAGGGGCCUUUCGCCUACAUACACCGCUGGUUUGGGCGGAUCAUGAUCGUUCUGGGAGUGAUUAAUGUCGGACUGGGAUUUCAAUUCACGGGCGUCGGUGACCCUGAUGCUCCUCGGGGUGCUGUCAUUGCAGUUGCGGUGAUUGCUGGAGUGGUUGACGUGUUUUAUAUUCUGACAUUAGGAUAUGUGAACAUGGUACGACGACGAGGAGCAUCAGCCCAGAGAGAAUAA
Messenger RNA from Penicillium odoratum, 1125 nucleotides. Its product is annotated as cytochrome and DOMON domain-containing protein. NCBI's taxonomy places the organism in Eukaryota, Fungi, Ascomycota, Eurotiomycetes, Eurotiales, Aspergillaceae. The record is from RefSeq and is a predicted model, not a curated record. The transcript has a single exon. The coding region runs from base 1 to 1125 and encodes 374 amino acids.